CCCAGUGCCCAGCAGGAGCACGACAUGCUCAUCCUGGACGCCCUGUCGCGGCGCAGUGGAACCGGAUACUAUGGCGAGAAUAGCGUGAUGGAGAUGCUUUCCCGAAUGAUACCGCAAUCAUGCCGCUUUCGUGGCCACAAAUUCGAGUGCGGCCUGUCCAUCUCAUGUGUCUUGGGCGGCGGCAAGCCGCUGGAUCUCUGCUCCGGCGGCAUGAUCUGGUCGUGUUGCGUGGACAAAGAUCUCGAUGCGGAGGAGAGUCCGCAUGCAGCUCCGGUCAACAACACGAGCUGCGGUGAGGUCUACACUCGUUCCAAUCGCAUUGUGGGCGGACACUCUACUGGUUUCGGGUCACAUCCCUGGCAGGUGGCCCUGAUCAAGUCUGGUUUCCUCACCAGAAAGCUCAGUUGCGGUGGUGCUCUGAUCUCCAAUAGAUGGGUGGUUACAGCUGCACAUUGUGUGGCCACCACCACCAAUUCCAAUAUGAAGAUUCGCCUGGGCGAAUGGGAUGUCCGGGCGCAGGAGGAGCGUCUCAACCACGAGGAGUAUGGCAUCGAGCGCAAGGAGGUGCAUCCCCACUAUAAUCCCGCCGACUUCAAGAACGAUGUGGCUUUGAUACGUCUGGACAGGAAUGUGGUUUACAAGCAGCACAUUAUCCCCGUGUGCUUGCCACCGCCGGCUACCAAACUCACUGGCAAGAUGGCCACCGUGGCGGGCUGGGGACGAACGCGUCAUGGUCAGAGCACUGUACCCUCCGUGCUCCAGGAGGUGGAUGUGGAGGUGAUCUCCAACGAUCGCUGUCAGCGCUGGUUCCGUGCGGCGGGCCGCCGAGAGGCCAUCCAUGAUGUGUUCCUGUGCGCCGGCUACAAGGAAGGCGGUCGAGACUCAUGCCAAGGCGACAGCGGCGGGCCGCUUACCCUGACCAUGGACGGUCGCAAGACGCUGAUCGGUCUCGUGUCCUGGGGCAUUGGAUGCGGGCGGGAGCACUUACCCGGCGUCUACACAAACAUUCAGCGCUUUGUGCCCUGGAUCAACAAGGUGAUGGCCAACGAUAAGGCGUAG
Drosophila serrata is the source of this 1059-nucleotide messenger RNA. RefSeq lists its product as uncharacterized. Lineage: Eukaryota; Metazoa; Arthropoda; Insecta; Diptera; Drosophilidae. Gene Ontology annotation, biological process: proteolysis. The record is from RefSeq and is a predicted model, not a curated record. Gene Ontology annotation, molecular function: serine-type endopeptidase activity.